AUGGAGCCACAGGACAAGGAGCCGCUCGGACAGGAUGGCGCCAAGACCGUAGAAACGCCUGCUCCAAGCGUUGCUGACAGCGGUGUGGCAUCGAGCGUCACACCUGAAGUGGUUCAAACAACGGAGGGCACUCCACGUCACGAAAUACAGCCUCUACCAUCAUCACUCACAGACCAAGCGCCGCAGACUACACUAGGCUUUGCAGGCGGAUUUCAGCCUCCUACCCUCAAGGAAGAAGUGAGCUUGCCGGAGAGCCUCGACGCCUCAUCCAUUGCAUCAUCAUCUGCUACACCCAUACCAGCAAACCAUCAACAGAAUCGACCAGACGACACAGACUUCGUCCAGCAUCCAGUACAACAUGCUCAAUUAGCUGAAGAGCAGGAGCUCGAGCCAGAGGACGAUGACGAUUCUGCUAUCGGCAGCGAUACUCAAAGCCUAACGACCACUUUGAGCGAAUCCAUAUACAACUACAGAAGGGAACAUGGACGAACGUACCAUGCAUACAAGGACGGCAAAUACAUAUUUCCCAAUGACGAGCGAGAAGCUGAUCGGCUCGACCUUCAACAUCACCUCUUUCGGAUCACUUUUGGCAAUCGCCUGUAUUUUGCACCACUAAAGGACGUCAAGCGAGCUAUCGACAUCGGCACAGGUACCGGAAUCUGGGCGGUCGACUUCGCCGAUGCACAUCCUGAGGCUGAGGUCAUUGGUAUUGAUCUCAGUCCCGGUCAACCGACAUUGGUUCCACCAAACCUCAAGUUCAUAAUAGACGAUGCGGAAGACCUGUGGAUAUACGACCAGACAUUCGACUACAUCCAUGCGAGAUUGAUGGCGGGCUGUUUUGCCGACUGGCAGAACUUUUUUAGGCAAGCGUACCAGAAUCUCGAGCCCGGCGGCUGGCUCGAACUCCAAGACUACGGCCUUCCUGUCAAGUCCGCGGAUAACACCCACCUUGGCACCGAUCUCCUACGCUGGGGCGAGCUUCUCUGCCACGCCGCGCGCAACCUCGGCCGUCCAAUGGGCAGUGAUGUCUCGGAAAAAUACGAAGAAUGGAUGCGAGACGCCGGCUUCGUCGACAUCCAACAGCGCAUGUUCAUGUGGCCGUCCAACAAUUGGCCACGUGAUCCCUACAUGAAAGAACUCGGGCGGUGGAACCAAGUCAAUAUCCUUGAUGGCCUCGAAGGGUUCUGUCUGGCUUUGCUCACGCGCGGACUAGGGUGGACCAAGCAGGAGGUUGAUGUUUUUGUGGCGAGGGUGGGGAGGGAUUUGAAGGAUAGGAGAAUUCAUGCUUACUUUCCCAUGCCGGUCACUUUCGGAAGGAAGCCAUAUCCUGGCGAGAGCGUACAUUGA
Molecule: messenger RNA, 1347 nt
Organism: Recurvomyces mirabilis
Lineage: Eukaryota; Fungi; Ascomycota; Dothideomycetes; Mycosphaerellales; Teratosphaeriaceae
Exons: 7
Coding region: 1-1347 (448 amino acids)
Molecular function (GO): methyltransferase activity
Source: RefSeq, a predicted model, not a curated record